Molecule: messenger RNA, 10754 nt
Organism: Mya arenaria
Lineage: Eukaryota; Metazoa; Mollusca; Bivalvia; Myida; Myidae
Product: potassium voltage-gated channel protein Shaker-like
Exons: 4
Coding region: 851-2755 (634 amino acids)
Biological process (GO): potassium ion transmembrane transport; protein homooligomerization
Cellular component (GO): membrane; voltage-gated potassium channel complex
Molecular function (GO): protein binding; delayed rectifier potassium channel activity
Source: RefSeq, a predicted model, not a curated record
UGCAAAUAUUAACGACUGUAGUGACAAUAGCAUUGCUAACGUAACAUUAUUUUUCGAAUGCACUUAUUUCGGCAAGUUGUUCGUCAAGUUGUUUGACUCGCAUUUUUUUGCAAAGGUGUCUGAGGGAUAGAGCAUUUGGACAUGCCACUACAAACCUAGGGGCAAUGAAUGUCUGGUGUCAUUUCCUAUGCUUGUGCUAUGGGAUGUAAACAAACCAUACUAUGGGUGUUGUACUAAUUUUGUUUCUAUAAUGAAGUGUGGAUACUAUUUAUACAUCAGAAAUAUAAGAGGCAUUUUCUUAAUGCUAUUUGUUCUGGCAUAAAGGACACACAGCAAGAAAUUGUCAAUUAGGAAAUAUCAAAUAUUAUUCGCAGAGGGCACACAAACUUGCUCGGAACAAUGGAAAUCCUGUGUACCUUCAUAUAAAAGAAACUGUUUACGGAAUCUUUACUUGAUACAAAUCAAUAGAAGACAAAUUGUGCCAAAAUUUAUCAGGGCAACAGACCAAAUAGAUCAUUGUAUUCAAGAAACAUGUUUUAUGUAGCCACAAGCCAAGAAAGGAAAGAUUUCUUGACAUCAGACAUCAAUGUGUUUAAUCAAACCCAGGUUUGAAGCAUGAGAUUUGAGAGAGUUUUCAAGUUCUUCGGCAGUUUGAGUUUCAUUGACGACAUAUUCAGGUCUUGGACUAUUAUGGUGUUCUCCAAAUGUUAGUAAACCAUUACUAGACAAAUAUGGAUAACAAGCAUUAGAUAAAGGCAAUCGUUGAAUAGUCAGUGAUUAGAAACAUUCAACAUUCAAGUCUAUAUUUACUUAAUUAGCCUUACAGCCAUUUUUCUAAAAUUUGAAAUAAAUGUGUUGUGUUGCCAUGGCGAUGCGAAUAACCACAAACUUGAACCCAGCGCAAGGAAUACAGGAGACCAAUCAGCCCAAAGACUUAGAUGCUAGUGAGUCCCAGCGUCUAGAGAGAAUACAAGCUGCUAAACGCAUACGGAGGAGCAAAUCUGCUCCGAGUAGUGCACGAUCAGGCUCGGUGACGGUGACCACACCUCCAGAAGAGGAGACCACCUCAACAUGCCUUCCAAACAUCUUCAAAAUGCAACAGAAGUCGGAUAAACAUAAAGACAAGGACAAAGACGAAACAUGUGCUGAUUUCCCGUCUCCUGUGUCAGACCCACCGCCCUAUGAAUCUGUUGGACAUGAUCAGAGUGACAAUGCCCAUGGCGGAGUUGCAAACUACAAAAGUUACCAAGAGAGUGGAAAUGACCUCAGGGAUGAAUCAACGGCUCCAUUGCUGGGAAACUGCGAACAACCAAGACAGUCCUUCCCAAAACUCACCGAAGAUGACCACUUGCAUCCACAUGAUGGGAUGGGUCAGCAGAAUCAGGACUACCAAGCGUGUGAACGUGUUGUGAUCAAUGUCAGUGGGCUGAGGUUUGAAACCCAGCUUAAAACACUUAAUCAGUUUCCGGAGACAUUGCUUGGGUGUCCCAACAAAAGGAACAGGUAUUAUGAUCCACUUCGAAAUGAGUACUUUUUUGACAGAAACAGACCCUGUUUUGAUGCCAUAUUAUAUUAUUACCAGAGUGGUGGACGGUUACGGAGACCAGUGAAUGUUCCAUUGGAUGUUUUUGCAGAAGAGAUCAAAUUCUAUGAAUUAGGUCUAGCAGCAAUUGAAAAAUACAGAGAAGAUGAAGGAUUUAUUAAGGAAGAAGAAAAACCCCUUCCCCAAAAUGAAUUUCAAAGAAGGGUCUGGUUAUUAUUUGAAUACCCAGAAAGCUCAACAGCUGCAAGAAUCAUUGCCAUUUUCUCUGUGCUAAUUAUUUUACUCUCUAUUGUGAUAUUUUGCUUGGAAACUUUGCCUGAAUUCAAGCAUUACAGAGUUGUGAAUGAAACCAUAAAUGGCACAGGCAAUAUUGAAGAAGAUGACAUACCGAAAUUCAAUGAACCAUUCUUCAUUAUUGAAACAUGUUGUAUUAUUUGGUUCACAUCAGAACUUAUGGUAAGGUAUGCAUCAUGCCCAGAGAAAUUAGGAUUCUUUAAAAACAUUAUGAACCUUAUUGAUAUUGUUGCAAUCAUUCCAUAUUUUAUCACACUUGGGACUGUCAUAGCAGAUGAAAGCAAAAGUAACAACCAGGCGAUGUCCCUAGCUAUACUAAGGGUGAUAAGACUGGUUCGUGUCUUUCGAAUUUUCAAGUUAUCAAGACAUUCAAAGGGACUUCAGAUUCUGGGUCAGACGCUUAAAGCCAGUAUGCGAGAACUUGGAUUGCUCAUAUUUUUCUUAUUUAUCGGUGUUAUAUUAUUUUCUAGUGCAGUUUACUUUGCUGAAGCUGAUGCAGAGGCAUCACAUUUCAAAAGUAUACCGGAUGCAUUUUGGUGGGCUGUUGUGACUAUGACCACCGUUGGGUAUGGUGACAUGAGGCCCAUAGGUGUUUGGGGAAAGCUAGUUGGCUCCUUAUGUGCCAUCGCUGGUGUGUUGACAAUCGCUUUGCCUGUGCCUGUUAUUGUUUCCAAUUUUAACUAUUUUUACCAUCGAGAGACUGAGUACGAUGAUCGACAGUCAUACCAACAUGUUCAGUCAUGCCCUGAUUACCCUCAGAAGAAAGACUCGUUACUCUCAGAUAGUGGUUCCGAUGUGCUAGAAAUGGGGGAGGGCGGAAGCAACUACAAUAUUAUGGACAAGGCAAAUGAAAAUCACACUAACAAAAAUAAUAAUCCAUCAAGUGUGAACAACCUUAGUAUUGAAACAGAUGUAUAAUGAGAAUCAAUUCAUCAAAUAUUCAUGGAAGCCACAUUAUUAUGUAGAAAUUUCAAGUCCCAUAACAACAUGUUGAGACUGGAACUCUAUGGAGAAUAUUUAAUAUGAGAGUGAUAUUGUUCAGUGAAAUGUAAAAUGCAAGGAACAGUCGUUUGCAGGCAUAUUGUUUGCAAAGAAUGAAUUACACUAAACCUUCCCUUUAACACUUUCCAGUCACUGGAGCAUCUUAUAUUUAUCCUUAUCAAAUCGAGUGUUACCAAUUUUUUUACAGUUUUUAACAUAAUGUACGUGUGUUGUUCCAUUACUGAACAUGACAUGCUGUGAUAAAUUGUAUAUAUAAUAUUGAUGUACAGUUACAUAAAACAAAUCAGUUUUUUUUCCAAUCCGUGUCUUUCUGCUGUCGACCUUACCCUGCAUCUGAAUCUUCUACGAAGAGGAUUGAAAUUGUGAUUAGCUUACAAUAUAGUUCAAAUGAGUGACCACUUACAGUGGUUCAUAUUCUCCAAAUAAAAGAUCUAUGAAUGAGUUAUAUUGGCAUGCCUGCAAUAUUUGAAUGCAUUUUGUCCUCUCCACAAGAUGGUUUCUACCUCAUGAAUGCAAAAAAAUGGUUUAUGUUGCUGUUGGGCCAUGCUUAUAUCAGUCUGUAAAUAAGUGCUUGAAACAAAACAAUGAAAUCUGUUCAUCUAAACACAAGAAAACACAUAGAGAAUGCUAUGGUACAAACUGAUCAAAGACUCAAAAUUGAAUGUGCUUGAACAAAAAAUCAAGAAAACACUUAGAGAAAUGUUAUUAUAGAAACAAAUAGAAGACUUAAUGUGCUUGAAAAAAAAGGAAAUGUGUUCAUUUAAACACAAGAGACACCUAGAUAAAUGUUCUGGUUCAAGCCAAUCAAAGAUUAAAUGUGAUUGAAACACACAAGAAACGCCUAGAGAAAUGUUAUGGAUCAAGCCAAUCAAAGAUUAAAUUAUGUGAUUGAAACAAAAUUGGAACACAAGAAAACACCUAGAGAAAUUUUAUGGUUUAAGCCAAUUAAAGAUUAUAUGUGAUUGAAACGGAAAAUUAGAUCACAAGAAAACACCUAGAGAAAUGUUAUGAAACAAACCAAUCAAAGACAAUAGAGAUGUUUUAUUGAAAUCAACGCAGACUCACUUCAAGAGAAACAGUUGCUUACGCCCCUCCAUGAAUUCCAUAGGAAUAGAUGCCAUGCAUAAUCUCCUGAGAUGAAAAUGUUUUCCUCAUGAACUAUUGCUCAUAUUCGAUUAGAGAGUGGUCAGACUGGGGAUGAAGGGGAGAUUUGACUCCUGGUACCAGUAUACACGUAGGGGCGCCUUACACUAAAAGAUGGGACCCCAACCUACCCACUGCUAGAUCGACCAGGAAUGACCUUGAACUCCUUUAGUGAAAACCUUCCCACCAGAAAAUAAUGUGUACAUAUAAGCAUGGAUGCAUAUUAGGAUAUUGCGGUUAAGCCUUGAAUAUUGACACUUGCCGACAAUGCUUACGAAGUCCCUGCAGGUCCUAAAGAUGGAUUAACAUUGAUUGGAUUGCGUCUGCUACUCCCAUUAUCUGACCAAGGAGUUUUUCGAUGAUGAUGUGCAUGUGUCUGACUGGGUGUUAUGUUGCUAUGGAAAACGUGUACAAAACAGUCACAUGGUCUUAUAUUGUUCUAUGUCCAAAGCAGAUGUUAAUGUUGCCUGCAGUGGAAAGGACAACCUAUAGGGAUUAUAUUGUCUGGCGGUGUCAGCCACAGUGUUAGACUUUCAUAUCCACUUUCUAACUUAUAUAUUUGUGAUCCAACCUUUAUCAAACUUAGUCACAAUGUUUAUUGGCAUAAUGGCAAAAAACAGCCAGAUCCAGAGCACUAUAAUUAUGUCUCUUGUCGGCAUUUUGGCCAAUUUCAAAAUGUCUGCUUUCUAACUUAAACGUUUCUCAUCCAAUCCUACCAAAUAUGAUCACACUAAUUUACAUAAUUUUAUUAACAUUAUACAUGUAUGUUUAAACUAAACUUCAUCAUUAAUGAAAUAAUGGUUUUCCAUUCCAUACAGGCAACAUAUUCAUUUUGCAUAAAUUUAGUUCACAUGCUUCUCUAAGCUUGUACACGAAUAUGUCAUGGACACUGUACCAUGAAGCUGUUUUUUAGUAAAAUCUACAAGUAGUUCUACUAAUAAAAUUCACAGUUUGCAUUAUAUUUCGUUUCUCACGUUGCACAAGUUUUGUCAUUCAGUGAAAACCCUAGCACAAUUGGUAAAUAUUCCAUACUGUUGUCAUUCAAUAUCAAUGCAAGUUUGUUCUUAUUGUGUCCAGCCUUUUUGUAUCAUCCAGAACAAAUUAUGUAUUAUAACAUACUGUUUAUAAGUUUGAAGUGUACAUCUGUGUGUAUGAAUCACCAUAUUAUAAUAUUCAAGUUUGUAUGUUAAUGAUGUUACAACAUUUUUUUACAUAUAUACGGUAAUAAGAUGUUACGAGCAAAAAGAGUUCAGACCUAAAUUGCUAGAAAAAAAAAAAAUUAAAAAAAUGUAAAUGAUAUUAUGAUAUGUUGAACAAAAGGUCUGAUCUUUUAACAUUUUAAUGAGUCUUAGGUGAUGAUAUUUUACUUGAAUAGUAUUCAAGACUUUAUUUAUGAAUAAUAUUCAAACUUUUAUUGAUGAAUAUAUAAUUCUUAUGAUAUAUUUUUUCUUGUACACAUAUAUACUGCACUAAAGCACCAGUUUGCAUUGAAUAUAUGGAUUUUAGUGUAUUUAAUAAAUAAAAAUUGUUUUACGUUAUGAUAAUUAUUGAUAUUGUUAGAAUUUAUUACCUUGAAAAAUGCUCAAUGAUAAUUUUUCUCUUUGAAUUAUACUUAUAAAUGAGGGCUGAUGGCUAGAUAGUAGAUUCUAUUGUAGUCUUAAUUAAAUGCUACUUAGAACUACAUGUUUCUAGCCCUCAAAAUGUUGAUUGUUUUUUUGAUAAAGUGUCACCAUAGUAACCUUCACAACAGCUCUGUAAUUGGUCUCUUAAAAUAGUAAGACUGCAGUCUUUAGAACGCAAGGUAACAUUCUUUUCUUAUUUUCAAGAUCGUAAGUGUGUUGUUUUUUCUAAAAUUAUUAUCCAACUUAAAAUUGUCGGAGAAUUUUUGUAUUAAAUGGAGUGGUACUCAAUAUAGUUGAAGUAAUCUAGUAUACUUAAUUUAACUUGUUUAUCUAUCCACUUAAAUUGACGAACAUGUACAAAGCGAGAAUCAAAACAUGUUGUUUUUUUACGUAUGACAAAGACUCCUUAAAUUGACAAACUCAAAUUCAAUUAUAAUUUUAAUGGAUUUUGAACUUAUUUGCCAUUAAUAUUACCAUAAUCUUUACACUGAAGAAAUAUGUCCAUGCAUUCAUGCAAUUUGAGAUGUUAAAAAGCUGGCUUCAUCUAUCAAUUAUUAAUUUGAAAGGCCUAUAUUAAGACCUAAUGCAUAUAUAAUAGUUAAUUUAAUCAAACUACUUGUAUAUUGCCAUGAAAAGCUACAAAUAGUGUGUACAAAAAGAUGGGUAUUGUUGGUAGGAGCCAUUCCAUCAAAAGUCCUAGGAGCAGUUUUGUACAUAGGAGAGAUUGUGUAGAUGUUCAAAGGUAGUACUGCACUGUCAAAAUUUCUCCUAAUGCACUGUUGAAAAUCUCUCUUAGUGCACUGUUUAAAAUAUCUCCUACUGCACUGUUGAACAUCUCUCUUAGUUCACUGUUGAAAAUCUCUCCUACUUCACUGUUUGAAAUCUCUCAUAGUAGAACUAUUACUGCAGUGUUGAAAAUCUGUCCUAGUGUACUGUUGAAAAUCUCUCCUAGUUGUACUUAACUGUUGAAUAUCUACUUCUGAACUGUUGAAAAUAUCUGCUUGUAGUACUGCACUAUUAAAAGAAUAUUUCCGUCUGCAUUGUUGAAACUCUUUCCUAGUGCAGAGAUGAAAGUCUCUCCUAGUUCACUUUUGAAAAUUUCUACUACUUGUAUUUAACUGUUGAAAAUCUCUUCUAGUGCAUUGUUGAAAAUCUCUCCUAGUACUACUGUACUGUCAAAAAUAUCUCCUACUGCACUGUUGAAAAUCUCUCCUACUGAAUCGUUGAUAAUCUCUCCUAGUAGUACUGCUCUUUUGAAAAUCUCUCCUAGUUGUACUGCUCUAUUGAAAAUAACACCCAAGGAGAAACUGCUGCUACAUGUAGAAUUCAUGAUGAAACAGACCCCUGCUCAUCAACUUACGAUAAAGAGAUUUUUACUUUAAUAAGAGUCAUGUUUUUUUAAUUGCAUAAUUAUUUGAAAGAAUAAUAUGUAUUUUGUUUUGAAUUUUUAAAAAUAAAUUAACUUGAUCAAUUAUUCAAUGCACUUGUUUUCAAUUUUAAACCUGUUAAAUAUCUCUUGUAGAAAAUGGUUUGUCUAGACUACAGUGUGCGCAUGUGUGUGUGUCUUUCACUGACUGAAGAACAUAUAUUUUGCAUGACCUAAUCUAUUAUUUCAUUGCAACUCAUUUUGCAUUUUUAUGUCAUUAUUGCAUUCAACGCCAAUUGCAGAUCAUUUUAGAGUUUACUCUAAAACAGUUUAUCCUUGAACAGGAUUAGAUUAUUGAAUUUUAAAUAUUCAUCACACUCACGGUCUCUGUAUAAUAAUCAAUAUACUCCUAGUUGGUUUGAUAUUAUCUUAAACAUUGAAUCUCAUCAUGUUUUAUUUUGUUUCUGUCUCUAUAAUCAUAAUUUUUCUUUACUUUAGUAUUAUACUGUAUAUUGGUUUAAAUGUGCGAGGUAUUUUUUUCGCUACCCUUGUAAUUUGACCCAAUUUAUGAGAUUUAGAAUCUGCAUUUAAACCUCUAUACCGCUUGAAAUAUGCGAGGUCCUUUUUAUUAGCAAUUCUUGUGAUUUUACCAUUUUACAAGAUCAAAUGUCCACAGUCAUCUAUUUUACUUUAAAUAUGCAGUCCUUUUUUCGAAAUUCUAGUCUUUUGACCAAUUUGUAAGAUAUAGUGUCUGCAGGCCUCUGAUAAUAUAAAUUACUUCUGGACAUGUUUUUAUAAAUAUCAUUGAGCAAAAUUUUGAAUUUGUGAUGAAAUGUAAUUGCAAAUGUAAUCGAAAAUAAAGUCUCACAACAUUAAUGCACUCUGCAGUAUUUUUUAGUUAUUGACUUCUCCUUAGGCCAAACAAAAAUUGUUCGUUUUUAAUUUCACUUCCAAAAAUAAUAUGGGUGGAAGGUCAGCAUUUUAAAGUAAUUUUUAGGUAAAACUGUGUCUUUAUGUCUCUAAAAUGUCGCCCUUUUGUAACGGUCUCUAAAAAUAUGUCCGAUGGCAAUGAAAAAAAUAAAGGUUGGAAUCAGUCGGAAAACUGGAAACAAACAUAUUUCUGUUUCGCCUUAUGACAUCAUUUUUGUUGUUGAAUUAUUUUUCAUUGUUUAUGUUAUUAGAAAAACUAACAAGUAUGUAAUGUAUAAUGAAAUACUCUCACAGUUGUUUUAAAAGGGUAUAGAAUUUUGCCAGUAUAUAUAUUAGAGUCUCGAUCAUUUUAAAGUAGCGUGCUAUAUUGUGUUAACGCCAAGACAAAUCAUGGAUGGUUGUUUUACUUGUUUAUACCAUUGUUUUUUGUUUUGUUUUAUUCAUUGUAAUCAAAGGUUUGUUUUACAAAUUCAAUCAAAAUGUAUAUACAUUUGUAAUCAUUAUAAUAUUUUUGAGUUUUUAAUUAUUUUAUUUUGUUAAUCAAUAGUUGGCAAUUAUUAGCUCUUUUUGUUACAAGAUUUAUAUUUAUUUUGUCUCAGUUUUUAUAUUAACUGCAUUCUUUCUGGUAAAAUAUAGCCUCAAUUAUGUUAGGACAACAAAGAUACUGUUCAUUUGAUAGGUAUCAUAAAUGACCCCCUCGUUUUAUUAAAUUGGUAGAACGACCCCUCAUGUAAAGAGAUAUGUAUUAUAUGCAAAAUUUUGGAUAAAAUGAAAUUACAUUCUAAAUCUUGACCUGACUUAAACAACCAUUUGACCUCAUUAUUCAGACAGCAAUAGCUCCGCAUUAGAACUUCCAGAUCCUUCCAGAUCCGGCUUUUUACUUAAAUACAAUAAUCACCUUUGAUUUCACUUAACAAGUAUAGCUAAAGUGUUUUGAUUGGACAGUAAAAUUAUUUGUCCAAUGAACUGCAUGUAAUCACUCAGAUGCAUGCCUGAUGGGAUAAGGAUAGUAAUUAUACUGAAUAUGGCCUUAGAUUUGUUUUACGUCAAUACAAUAAUCUUGUAAUUCUAUUUCUUAGUGCAAAAAGAGUAUUCAUUGAAUUCCAAUUAUAAUACAUUAAGCUGAAACUUUGUACAUUUCUUAUGUAUUUGUUUUGUUGCAUUUAUUUGGUUUCAAUUCAUUUUGAAAUUUAUCCUCGUUCAUUUAGCAUUGACAAUUAAUCUUUAGUUUGUCCAUUGUUUUGGCAUUUGUGAAUCACAUUUACAGUAUUUAACAUCUUAUAAUUUAUUAUUAUUUAUUAGCUUUUGGUUGUAUAAGUAUUCAUUAUUUUGUAUGUACAAUCCAUCAAAUUUUUAUAUACUACAUGUUUCUGAUUAGAUGACAAAAUCACUUCUUAAUCUGAUAUUUCCUUUACUUUGCCAUCUUGCCUUGUGUAUAAGAGGUAUGGUAUCUGCUACUAAAUCAUGUGAAUUUUGAAUUCCUGGUGACCACAUAUUAUUUUUGGUACAUAUUAUUUACAUGUACAGAAAGAAUGCUGUAAUAAGUACACUGAAAAUAUUUCUACAAACAGGUUUUUUGGGGGGUUUUGAAAUAUGGCGAUAUGGGUCAUUUAACAUUUGAAUCCAGAAAAGAAGGACAAAUGUACAAACUACAUUAACUUAUUUAUAAUGUAUUCUUAAACAUUUGCAUUCAGCAUUCAAUAUCCUUUCAAAUUAUAUCAAAGUUAUAUGGGGUCAUCAGACAUUACAUUUGAAGGGACUAGACAUGAGAUUAUUUUACAUGAUUUAAACAAUAUUUUGUCACUGUCUCAGCUGAGUUUACCUGUUUAAAAGUAGCACAUAAUGGUUUCCCAGUAUAUAGUGUGUAAAUUUAGCAUGUGAAAGUCACGUGAUUAAAACAGAUAAAAAUACAUGGUAGACAGACCACCUAAAUUUCGAAUUUGAAAAGUAUGCAAAAGCCGCGAAAGAUACAUGUGUCUUAAGUAAUGUGAUACAUCAGUAAGAAAGAAUUAAUGCUGUUGGAUGCAACGAUAUUGAUUUUAUGUAAAAAAAAAUACUAUUUUCAUUUGUUCUUGCAAUGUUCUUAUCUGGUGUCUAGUCCAUUUAACAUGGCUUGAUAAAAUGACAAGCUUACAUGUACAUCAGAUGCCUUAAAAUCUUCUAUAAUUUAGAGUAUUUCAGUCCAUUUUGUUCAUACUGGUAACUAGGAGUUAUGAAUUUGUUCAUCGUCUGGAAUUUAAUCAAUUUUAAUAUGAACAAGAAAACUGUUUGUUAAUUGCCUUGAACGUACAGCCUAUAACAGAUCUUUGACUGGUUGUUCCUUAUUUCUAAUGAAUUAAUAACGAAUUUGAAACAAAACCCAGCAAGUAUGCUACAAAUACAUGUUGUAAAUCCCAUUAUCAUGAAAACUUUUUGAUUGAUGAUGGGUACUCAUUUUGUGGAAAGCUCCUUGGGGGUGCUAGUUGGCAACCCCCAUCAAUUAUGUAGGGGCACAUGUUUUAAUGCACCGCAUGGUGCCACUAUAUGGCGAUACUUUCAUACAUAAUAUAUAACUUACCCUCUUCUCGUUAUGUUCUAUCAUACACAGCUCUCGGAGUGCUAUUGUCGACUUCUAAAUAUUUCUUGAAAAUUAAUAGGCAGAAAAUGACUUGUUUCACGUGUAUGGUUCUCUCUGUUAAUUACAUGUUGCACUUGUGGUAGAGUUUAUGAAAGUUGUUUUCUAUUCGUUUGUGAGGCAUAUGGUCUGAGAUCUACAUUACAGUCUUGUUAUUUCGUUAUAUAUUUAUUCACAACUCAUUGUAUUUAAAUAUAUGAUUUUGAUUGUGAAAUCCUGAUUAAAACAUGGUUUACCUUG